UCUUAACCUGAAAUUUUCGUGCCUCCACCCCCCUCCCUGUCUCUCCUCUCGCUCGCCCCUCUCGCCCACCGUUUCCUCCUCUGUUUUUGGUCUUUGCCCUGUGAAUUUACGGUCCUGCCCCGGGUGGGCCCCACCGCCGGCCUUUCUCUUUAUCUGUUUUUUUUUUCGCCCGAGACCAUCUGCCUCCCCUUGUUUUGGUUUGCCUUUUUUUUCCUCGUCCGCAGCCACAAGAGAGAGAGUGGGAGAGAGAAAAGAAAACUCUCUUUCUCUCCGUCUUCUUUUUUUCCCGACGGCUCGGCUCCCUGCUGACGUGGCUAGGGACGAAGUGGAGCCGUCGAUAUGUCGCUCAGCGAGAAGCUGGAGGCGGCGCGUGUCGCUCUCGGCAAGCGCAAGGAGCGCGAGCGCGAGCUGCAGGCGGCGCAGGCGCAGGCCCCCGUGCCGGCUAAAGCUGAGCCGGGGAAGCUGGCUCCGGCUGGCCCCGCCGGCGGCGGCAACAAGCUGCUGGCCGGCCACCUGGCCCACGAGUUCCUCGCCCACGGCACGCUCCUGGGGCGACGGAUCGAGCCGAGCCGCGCUGGACCGGCUCCGACUCCCGCGGCGCGGGGCGAGCCGGACCCGAAGAGGAGGUACACCGAGGUGUCCUGGCUGCUGAUGACCAGCGGGGCCCACAUCCCCGGCGUUGUCAACCCGACGCAGCUUGGCCGCUGGCUGCAGAUUAAGGACUGACCGGCGGGACAGGUGGUUCGGCGCCAUUGGCCAGGAGCCGCCGAUCGACGGCGACCCGCGAGGCUUUUCUUCCGACCUGCAGCUGCUGCAAGAGACAUCAUCAUCAAGUGGUUUCGCCAUUCCCGCCUCCUCUGCUAUGUGCUCUCCUUUUUUUCUCACUUACAUUAGAUUCUCUAGAUCUAGCGAGAUCGAUGAAAACCUCCGCCGUGUGCUAGAUUUUGUUUGACGCAUCGUUACAUUUACAUUGCAUACUGUUUUAAAUUUCCGUAGUGUAUCGUGUAUCC
Messenger RNA from Panicum virgatum (switchgrass), 1010 nucleotides. RefSeq lists its product as uncharacterized. The record is from RefSeq and is a predicted model, not a curated record. NCBI's taxonomy places the organism in Eukaryota, Viridiplantae, Streptophyta, Magnoliopsida, Poales, Poaceae. The transcript has a single exon. The coding region runs from base 340 to 726 and encodes 128 amino acids.